Molecule: messenger RNA, 7230 nt
Organism: Cebus imitator (Panamanian white-faced capuchin)
Lineage: Eukaryota; Metazoa; Chordata; Mammalia; Primates; Cebidae
Gene: KCNH5
Product: potassium voltage-gated channel subfamily H member 5
Exons: 11
Coding region: 284-3250 (988 amino acids)
Biological process (GO): regulation of membrane potential; potassium ion transmembrane transport
Cellular component (GO): membrane
Molecular function (GO): voltage-gated potassium channel activity
Source: RefSeq, a predicted model, not a curated record
CCGCGGAGCCUGCAGUUCCCGAGCCCCGUGUGCGGCACCGCCACAGUCUGGGCAGCGGCGGCCGGGGGAGCGCUACUACCAUGAACUGCCUGGUCCUCCUCCCCAGAGCUGCUCAUCCGGGUCGGGCUGGAGACACAGUCAGGGGACCCCGUUGCCGCCGCCGCGCCCCCUCUUCUUUCGGCUCAGUCUUCUCUUCCACCUUUUCCUCCUCUUCCUCCACCUUCUCUUCCUGCAUCCCCCCCUCCCCCGCCGCGGAUCCUGGCCGCUGCUCUACACACCCAGGAUGCCGGGGGGCAAGAGAGGGCUGGUGGCACCGCAGAACACAUUUUUGGAGAACAUCGUCAGGCGCUCCAGUGAAUCAAGUUUCUUACUGGGAAAUGCCCAGAUUGUGGAUUGGCCUGUAGUUUAUAGUAAUGACGGUUUUUGUAAACUCUCUGGAUAUCAUCGAGCUGACGUCAUGCAGAAAAGCAGCACUUGCAGUUUUAUGUAUGGGGAAUUGACUGACAAGAAGACCAUUGAGAAAGUCAGGCAGACUUUUGACAACUACGAGUCAAACUGCUUUGAAGUUCUUCUGUACAAGAAAAAUAGAACCCCUGUUUGGUUUUAUAUGCAAAUUGCACCAAUAAGAAAUGAACACGAAAAGGUGGUCUUGUUCCUGUGUACUUUCAAGGAUAUUACGUUGUUCAAACAGCCAAUAGAGGAUGAUUCAACAAAAGGUUGGACGAAAUUUGCCCGAUUGACACGGGCUUUGACAAAUAGCCGAAGUGUUUUGCAGCAGCUCACACCAAUGAAUAAAACUGAGGUGGUUCACAAACAUUCAAGAUUAGCUGAAGUUCUUCAGCUGGGAUCAGAUAUCCUUCCUCAGUAUAAACAAGAAGCGCCAAAGACGCCACCACACAUUAUUUUACAUUAUUGUGCUUUUAAAACUACUUGGGAUUGGGUGAUUUUAAUUCUUACCUUCUACACCGCCAUUAUGGUUCCUUAUAACGUUUCCUUCAAAACGAAGCAGAACAACAUAGCCUGGCUGGUACUGGAUAGUGUGGUGGAUGUUAUUUUUCUGGUUGACAUCGUUUUAAAUUUUCACACGACUUUCGUGGGGCCCGGUGGAGAGGUCAUUUCUGACCCUAAGCUCAUAAGGAUGAACUAUCUGAAAACUUGGUUUGUGAUCGAUCUGCUGUCUUGUUUACCUUAUGACAUCAUCAAUGCCUUUGAAAAUGUGGAUGAGGGAAUCAGCAGUCUCUUCAGUUCUUUAAAAGUGGUGCGUCUCUUGCGACUGGGCCGUGUUGCUAGGAAACUGGACCAUUACCUGGAAUAUGGAGCAGCAGUCCUCGUGCUCCUGGUAUGUGUGUUUGGCCUGGUGGCCCAUUGGCUGGCCUGCAUAUGGUAUAGCAUCGGAGACUACGAGGUCAUUGAUGAAGUCACUAACACCAUCCAAAUAGACAGUUGGCUCUAUCAGCUGGCCUUGAGCAUUGGGACUCCAUAUCGCUACAAUACCAGUGCAGGGAUAUGGGAAGGAGGACCCAGCAAGGAUUCACUAUAUGUGUCCUCUCUCUACUUUACCAUGACAAGCCUUACGACCAUAGGAUUUGGAAACAUAGCUCCUACCACAGAUGUGGAGAAGAUGUUUUCGGUGGCUAUGAUGAUGGUUGGCUCUCUUCUUUAUGCAACUAUUUUUGGAAAUGUUACAACAAUUUUCCAGCAAAUGUAUGCCAACACCAACCGAUACCAUGAGAUGCUGAAUAAUGUACGGGACUUUCUGAAACUCUAUCAGGUCCCAAAAGGCCUUAGUGAGCGAGUCAUGGAUUAUAUCGUCUCAACAUGGUCCAUGUCAAAAGGCAUUGACACGGAAAAGGUCCUCUCCAUUUGUCCCAAGGACAUGAGAGCUGAUAUCUGUGUUCAUCUAAACCGGAAGGUUUUUAAUGAACAUCCUGCUUUUCGAUUGGCCAGCGAUGGGUGUCUACGCGCCUUGGCAGUAGAGUUCCAAACCAUUCACUGUGCUCCUGGGGACCUCAUUUACCACGCUGGAGAAAGUGUGGAUGCCCUCUGCUUUGUGGUGUCGGGAUCCUUGGAAGUCAUCCAGGAUGAUGAGGUGGUGGCUAUUUUAGGGAAGGGUGAUGUAUUUGGAGACAUCUUCUGGAAGGAAACCACCCUUGCCCAUGCAUGUGCAAAUGUCCGGGCCCUGACAUACUGUGACCUACACAUCAUCAAGCGGGAAGCCUUGCUCAAAGUCCUGGACUUUUAUACAGCUUUUGCAAACUCAUUCUCAAGAAAUCUCACUCUUACCUGCAAUCUGAGGAAACGGAUCAUCUUUCGUAAGAUCAGCGAUGUGAAGAAGGAGGAGGAGGAGCGCCUCCGGCAGAAGAAUGAGGUGACUCUCAGCAUCCCUGUGGACCACCCGGUCAGAAAGCUCUUCCAGAAGUUCAAGCAGCAGAAGGAGCUGCGCAAUCAGGGGUCAACACAGAGUGACCCCGAGAGGAACCAACUCCAGGUAGAAAGCCGCUCCUUACAGAAUGGAGCCUCCAUCACUGGCACCAGUGUGGUGACUGUGUCACAGAUUACUCCCAUUCAGACAUCUCUGGCCUAUGUGAAAACCAGCGAAUCACUUAAGCAGAACAACCGCGAUGCCAUGGAACUCAAGCCCAAUGGUGGUGCUGAUCAAAAAUGUCUCAAAGUCAACAGCCCAAUAAGAAUGAAGAAUGGAAAUGGGAAAGGGUGGCUGCGACUCAAGAAUAAUAUGGGAGCCCAUGAGGAGAAAAAGGAAGACUGGAAUAAUGUCACAAAAGCUGAGUCCAUGGGGCUAUUGUCCGAGGACCCCAAGAGCAGUGAUUCAGAGAACAGUGUGACCAAAAACCCAUUAAGGAAAACAGACUCUUGUGACAGUGGCAUUACAAAAAGUGACCUUCGUUUGGAUAAGGCUGGGGAGGCCCGAAGUCCACUAGAGCACAGUCCCAUUCAGGCUGAUGCCAAGCACCCCUUCUAUCCCAUCCCUGAGCAGGCCUUACAGACCACACUGCAGGAAGUCAAACAUGAACUCAAAGAGGACAUCCAGCUGCUCAGCUGCAGAAUGACUGCUCUAGAGAAGCAGGUGGCAGAAAUUUUAAAAAUACUGUCAGAGAAAAGUGUCCCCCAGUCCUCAUCACCCAAAUCCCAAAUGCCACUCCAAGUACCUCCCCAAAUACCAUGUCAGGAUAUUUUUAGUGUUUCAAGGCCUGAAUCACCUGAAUCUGACAAAGAUGAAAUUCACUUUUAAUAUAUAUACAUAUAUAUUUGUUAAUAUAUUAAAAACAGUAUAUACAUCUAUAUACAUGUGUAUAUACCGUAUAUACAUAUAUAUAUUUUCACUUGCUUUCAAUAUGAUAACAACGUGGAUUUUGAUAUGUAAAUAUUGCAUGUCCAGCUGGAUUCUGGCUUGCCAAAGAAGAUGAUUAUUAAACACAUAGAUAUUGCUUGUAUAUUAUGCAGUUGACUGCAUGCACACUUUACAUUUGUUUAUAAUCUCUAAUCUAUAAUAAAAGAGUAUGAUUUUUGUUACCCAAGGCAAUGUAAUAUUUGAAGAAUCAGGGUCCAACCUGCCAAUGUUGCCGUGACAAAUUUGAUCUCAGGCUGAGUAUGUAUAUCGAGCUAUCAUUUUCUCACUGUUCUGUUAAGUUAAAAUUGUAGAUUAAUGCCAAGGAAGAGUUCAGUCUUUUAAACUAUUAGUACCACGUUAUGAUCUCUUUGCAUAGGAUAUUUUUCUGUAACUUAAGUGAGGUUCUUUUCCCCUGCAGGCAUUGUUUGCUCCAUUUAAAUGACUGUUUUGUUGCCUAAGUCAGAUAACAGUGUGGGAUAUUGAAAACUUUUUGCUAUGGGUUUUGUGCAUGAAUUACAUUUUUGCUCAACUAUACCUCUCCUUUUUUAACAUUAUACUUAGAUAGUAAUCAUUAGCUCUUCUGUAAGGAAAUCCCUACUCCAUCCUUCUUGGAGAACAGCUGCCAUCUUGUAGGCUGACAUUAUCAACAUCAUAAAUACUAAACUAUUAAUAUAGUGUAUGUUAUUAUAGAAGCACUGCACCACAGGGUAUAAGGGCCUUUUGACAAUUCAUAUAAGAGAUGCUGAAUUUCCAAAGCUGAUGAAUGCUCUAAAUUUGUAUUUCCAAAACAUGUUCAAGAGUGACGUUGAAAGGUUUCUUAGCAAAUAAACAUACAAAAAAAAGUAUUUAAGUAAUCAUAUCAAAAUGCUAACUAUUGUGAUAUAAAAUAAAAAAGAAUGUAAACAGAUAGAUAAAUUUUUGUGGCAUAUCUGUAACUUAGAAGAAUGAAACACCGGUACAGAUUGUUGACACAUGAAUCUUAGUGCUUGUAGUGAUAACACAUGAAAUGUGGUAAGAAACAAACCAACCAAGUAGUAGAUAUUAAGUUGCUCGACUCAGAUAACUGCUUUUCUAUCAUUUUAUUGUGGUUACAGUUUUUGAAAGCUUUUUUUGCAUGCAGUUCUACUGCUGGAUUUCUCCUGAGUUGAUUCAACAAACUAUUGUGGCUCAGGCAGAUCCACUUAUGAAAGGGGGAUACUAAAGACUGAAUUGUAGUCUUUUGAAUUCAAAUCCUCUUUGUAGAAAGUGCCUAUUAUCAAGUUUUUCUAAAAAGUCACAAAGAGUUGUCCUGUAUAUAGCUAGUCCCUUAAAUGAUAUGGAUUGAGAAUAAAAUACACAUUCACUUGUAAGAACCCAUGAGAACUUAUUUCUUUUGACUAAAGUAUAUUUUAGGAAGUUGUUCAGAGAAGCGUACUUUUCAGUCAGUGCAUGCACAGCAUUUAACAUUGGGAGCAGGGGAGUUAGUGUUUGCAUAAAGUUGAAAAAAUAUGCUAGUAGUUUAUAUAUUACUGGACUACCUGUACAUAUAUGUUAACAAUAUGCAAAAGUUGAUGGCAAAAUCGAAGGAGAUAUUUUGGUCUAUUAUACACAUUUUUAGGCGCUUUUCUAUCUCCCAGUAUCCCCAACCAAAGCCACUAGAACUGAAAGACACAUUAUCACAUUCAGACUCGCAAAGUGCAAAACAGUAAUUUAUAAAAACAGUUGCUAUUUUAGAAUUUCUAUUGAACUUCACGUGCCCACAAGAUGUGCCUCUAAUUUAGGAGUCUCAAAACAUAUGUGCCAUGGGCUACGUUUUCCUUUCUUUAUGCAUAUAACUUCCACUAACCAUAAUAGAAGUUUUCAGGGGAGCACAUUCUCCAUGUAAUGCUACAAUAUCUACCUACCACAAACACAACAAAAUGAAAUAAUUAUGGAGUAAGGUAUCUGCCUUGAAAUUGGGAUUUUUUUGCUUUCAUGGUAAGGAUGAUAUCUUUUUCUCGACCUCUGACAUUUAUUGAAUUUCAGGGUGUUUUUCUAUUUGUUUAAGCCAAGUUUGGCUUAAACUUUUAAAGGUGAAUGUGUGAUUAAAAUAAAAACCUGAGUACAGAGGUUGUUAGUUUAACUUUAGCUGCUACUUCAAAAAUAACUGUUGGUAUAAAGCUAUAAAAGAAUGACUGUGAACAGCAUGAUAAUUUGAAGUUCUAAUUCAUGCCUUUACAUAUUAGUGAUACAAAUAUUUACUGUGUUCUGACAUUGAUGUAGAGUUUCACCUAAUCAACCGACAAUAUUAUUGUUCCUAUAUGCAAGAAACAUAAUGGUUUUGAAUUACUGCAGAUUGUUAAGAAGGAGGGAAAGUACCAGUUGUUUGUUUAUGGUGCAGUUAUCGUAGUGUUUUUUCAGCCACCUCUGUUCUCUGUGUGCAUGAUAUGAUGAGGUGCUGAAUUCACCCUGCUGUUUUCAGCAGGAAUGUGUGUAUUCAGCAAACAUUGUAUAUAGAGUAGUCUUUUAGGUUCCCAGAUUCCAUAAAUCUUAGCAGUUGAAUUUACUCAGAUUUGGAUGAAGGUUGAACACUUGCUUUAAUACAUGCAAUAAUGAUACAAUCAUGUUCCAUGUUGCCUCAGCUAGCACAUAGACAGUAGAUGCUCUUUUGGGGACCAGAUGACUGCAUGUUUUAUUCCUGUACUGUAUAGAGGCUCUUGGUGCAUCCAGAAUAAAAAUUUUAAUAUUUCUAAGUAAUGUAUUCAUAGGAGUAAAUGGAUAUGUAUUUGAAAUCCAAACAUUUUCCAAAGCAAUUUAUGCACCUUCAAUAUUUUUCUAUGAUGUUAUUAAUAAGUAAGAUCAGAUGCCGUAUCCUCAACAGGUGGUUGUAACAUGAUAGCAAAAGUCAAACGAGAAUGGAAAUGUGAGCAAUGCAUUAUAAUGGCAAGUUCUAUCAGUCUGUAUCAGGAUAUUGUUGCACUGAAUGUGAUCUAACAGAUGGAAGAGCUUAAGAUAAAAGGCAAAUAGACACACAAAAGCUGGAUGACAAUACCAAAGCUACAUGAAUGGUACUUAAAAUGGUUCAGGCAUAGUGGUAAAUACAGGCCCAUAUUUCAUUGUUAAAAUGGAAAAGUUUUAUGACACUAGUUGCAUCUCACAUUAAGUAUAGGACUAAAAAUAUCCUAAGUAUUUAUUACAAACAACUUUUUGCAUAGCAGAGAAAAACAAUUUGAAAAUUUGGGGUUUGAAAUUGCUCCUAGAACAAAUGUGUACUUCUCUUGUACUCAAUACUUUAAUAGAAAAAUUAGUUAUGACCACCAACUACAGUACCAUUAUCAAAAUUAACCUUAUUGGAGCCCAAAUGCAAAUCGCAUCUUCCCUUCUGUUUAAGGACAUUUUGUUCAACCUGUGAGAUCUGGUCCAUUUUAAAUAACUAAAGCCAUUUGGAAUUUUUUUUUUAAAUAUUAGUCUUCAGAGCGGUGACUGUUUUGAAGUAUGCAGUGGCAGGUAUUUGUGAAAUUAUUCAUCAUAUUCCUAAUUAAUUCUACUAUCUUGUAUAAUUUUUACCUUUUAAGCAAUUUUCUCCGAGUUUAUUUUCCAAAAUUUCAUGUAGGUAAUGAGAACAUUUAUCUAGAAUGUGCAUAUCACACAUGGAUAACUUCCAAAUAUUAAUAUUUUAUAACCAUGUUAAUGUUGUACUAAAAUUUUUCUAUUAGGUUUAAAAGUAGUUCUCUUCUUAAUGGAAAGGGAGGAAAGACAAAAACAGUUUUUUGGAAAACAUCUUAAGAUUAGUAUCUGAGCUUUGUCUUGGAUUCUGAAUUUAGCUUUGCUACAAACUAGAAGUGUAAUUAUGGGCAAGUUCACUGUUUGUAGUGUACCGAAUACUACCAUUCCUCCACCAAUAAAUAAGAAAACAAAGAUAA